Messenger RNA from Corticium candelabrum, 918 nucleotides. Its product is annotated as dnaJ homolog subfamily C member 12-like. The record is from RefSeq and is a predicted model, not a curated record. Lineage: Eukaryota; Metazoa; Porifera; Homoscleromorpha; Homosclerophorida; Plakinidae. Gene Ontology annotation, cellular component: cytoplasm. The coding region runs from base 38 to 541 and encodes 167 amino acids. The transcript has 5 exons.
UCUCAGACAUUCCACGUUAAACUUAGCGUGCGCUAAGAUGACUAGGCUUUGUUGGAUUCAACCUUGCUUGAUGGAUCUAGACUCUAUUCUUUCAUUCGACAAGAAACAUGAAGACUUCUAUCAUCUUCUUGGGUGUGACGAGCUUUCUUCGGUGGAGCAAAUUAUGGCAGAGUUCAAGCACAAGGCUCGUAUAUUUCAUCCUGACAAGAAUCCAGUUGACCCCAAUGCAAGCAAAAUGUUUGCAAACUUGCAACGUGGAAAGGAAGUCUUAACUGACCCUAAAUUGCGUCUAAAGUAUGACUUCUGGAGACGCAGUGGCUUGAUGGUACCAUUUGACAUGUGGCUGGACAGGCAGCUUAGUUCAUCUCUUCAUUGGGCAAGUGAAGGCAAGAAGGAACUGAUGAUAAAAGAUACACAGUCAUCAAGCUUGGAUUUGGAAACAGAAACAACUGCCAAUGCUUCAGGUCACAACAAGCAAUGGACAAAGAUGCCUGCAUGUAGUAGUUCUGUCCUCAGCAAAUUCAGAAACUAUCAGAUUUAGUAACAAACGAUCUAACCAUAACCAGUAACAAAAACAUGACAAACAACAUUUUAUUAAAUGUAGAUCCAUAUAUAGUGUUUCAAAGUACAUAUGAUUGAGUACAACAGGCUUGCAAGUUGGAGCAGCCAGCUACUGAUUUUGAUGGCCUGCAUUUUGCAUGUGUAAUGUAGCUUUCCUGUUUAUAUUAUUACUUUGCUUGCUUGUUGUCACAGAGGUGGAAAAUAUCUAAUUUGUUAGUUUGAUGCUGUGAACAUAGUGUUUACAUAUUUAGUACAGUCAAUAGUAUAUCUACACUUGAAUGUUAAAGUUAAGCACAGGCUUGUUUUUCCACCAUUAUGGAACACAAAACCAGUUAAGUGGCAAAGGAAGCAGUUCAA